UGUUAUUUAUCAUCGCUCCUUUGUCGUUUGACUUAUACUUUUUGUUGCCGCCAUGCCUGCCGGCAGAUCAUCCAAAAUCCAACAGCACCUCAACUACCGCACGAGAGUGUCAUUGCAAGAUGGUAGACAGUUUGUUGGCUCGUUUCUUGCUUUCGAUAAACACAUGAACCUUGUUCUCGGAGAUUGCGAAGAGUUCAGGAAAAUUAGACAGAAGACAGCCAAAACUGGAGAUAAGGAAGAGAAGAGAGCCCUUGUCGUUCUUUUAAGAGGAGAAAAUCUCGUGUCAAUGACUGUUGAAGGUCCACCCCCACAAAACACCCGCCAAAGAGCCGCUCCCCGAGGAGCACAAGCUAACAUGGGAGCUGCUAAAGCAGCAGGUCGGGGCAUGCCCCCUCAACCUGGCGCACCUGGUCUGCAAGGUCCCAUGCAGGGAGUUGGUGGUCCCAGUCCCGCUAUGAUGGCUCCUAACAGAUUCGGUCCUCCUGGAUACGGUGGUCCACCCAGAAUGCCACCCAUGGGCAUGGGACCCCCUGGUAUGAGACCUAGGUUCUAAACAGAUGGACUCUUGAGAAAUAUAUAUUUUACACUGUCAUGACCAACUGAUGGACUCCAGAAUUUAUUUCGCUGCUGCGUUUUAUCAGAUUGUUUUUUAAUAUUUAUUUUACAAUCUUAAA
This is a messenger RNA of Bolinopsis microptera, 674 nucleotides long. RefSeq names its product small nuclear ribonucleoprotein-associated protein B-like. Gene Ontology annotation, biological process: mRNA splicing, via spliceosome. NCBI's taxonomy places the organism in Eukaryota, Metazoa, Ctenophora, Tentaculata, Lobata, Bolinopsidae. Gene Ontology annotation, cellular component: U1 snRNP; U4/U6 x U5 tri-snRNP complex; U5 snRNP. The record is from RefSeq and is a predicted model, not a curated record. Gene Ontology annotation, molecular function: RNA binding.